GUAGAUGCCGAUAGAUAAGAGUUGGACGACAUUAAGGAAGCGUAACUGUGAUGCUUAUUGGAACGGUCUCCAAGCCUUCUUGAGAAUGGCAAAAGAACACGUAGACUGCGACGGGAGAAUUUUAUGCCCGUGUGUGAGGUGCCUGAAUGUUAAACUACAAACUAUAGAUACAAUGGAGGCUCAUGUAUUUGACAAGGGUUUUCAACAGAGUUAUCAAAAGUGGGUUUACCACGGUGAGGUGGAAGCUAGUGUCGCCAAUGAGGUAGUUGAGGAGAAUGAAGAUGUAGACGAGAUGGUUGACGUCGUUGAUGAUUUCCUCUUACCGACAAAUGCAGAGGAAGCAGAUGGUGUGUCUGGCAGUCGAAUGGGACAGUAUUAUGACGAGUUGUUCGACGAGAUUGAAGCUGAGUUGUAUCCGGGUUGUGAUUGGAUAUCAUCCUUAAACUUUUUGGCAAAGUUGAUGCAUUUGAAAGUUAGAGGGAAGUGGCCAAAUAACUCUUUCGAUGAGUUGUUGAAGUUACUAAAAUUUGCAUUUCCGAAAGAUAAUAAAAUUCCCCCAACACACUAUGAGGCAAAAAAGAAGCUGAGUAAGUUAGGGAUGGGAUAUCAAUCAAUCCAUGUGUGUAAAUAUGAUUGUUCCUUAUUUUAUAAUGAGCAUGCAAGCAAAGAUUCAUGUCAUGUGUGUGGGAGUAGCCGAUGGGUCAAUGAAAAGAAGAAGGGGAAAAAGGUUCCACACAAGGUGAUGCGUUACUUUCUGUUGACUCCCAGAUUAAAGCGAAUGUACAGUUCAAGACAUACAGCUAAUGACAUGUUAUGGCAUCAUACUGGGAGAUCAAUAGAAGAUGGGGUGAUGCGUCAUCCGGUUGACGGGUCUGCAUGGAAAGACUUUGAUGCCACCCAUCCUGAUUUUGCAAAAGAUCCUAGAAAUGUUCGUCUAGGCUUGGCUGCUGAUGGGUUUAAUCCUUUUGGCAACAUGAGCUUAUCAUACAGCAUGUGGCCUGUGAUUUUGACGAACUACAAUCUCCCCCCUUGGCUAUGCAUGAAGGAAGAGUAUUUUAUGCUAACUCUGCUUAUUCCUGGGCCAAAAUCACCGGGUAAAGACAUGGAUGUAUUUCUAAGACCCUUGGUGGAAGAGUUAAAACAAUUGUGGAUUAACGGGGUCGACACAAGAGAUGGCACAAAGAAUGAAUUGUUCAAGAUGCGUGCAGCCCUUCUGUGGACAAUUAACGAUUUCCCUGCUCGUAGUAGCUUGUCUGGUUGGAGCGGGCAAGGGUAUAAAGCAUGUCCAACGUGCAAUGAAGACACCACUUCCAUUCGAGUGAUUGGUAAGACAUUGUAUGUCGGUCAUAGGCGAUUCUUGAGGAGUAAUCAUAAGUAUAGAAGGGACAAGGAAUUUGAUGGCAAAGUUGAGAAAAGAAAUCCUCCACAACAGUUUACUUGUCAACAAGUUUUAGAUCAAGUCAAUGCUUUACCGCUUCAAGUGUCUGGUAAACAUGACAGAUUUGGGGGGGGGGGGGGGGUGAAGCGCAAGCGAGGUGCAGGGGAAAGUAAUUGGAGGAAAAAAAGUAUUUUCUAUGAACUUGAUUACUGGAGUUCAAAUCAGUUAAAACACAACCUAGAUGUGAUGCAUGUUGAGAAGAAUGUGUGCGACAGCAUCCUUGGGACUUUGUUAGAUAAUGAUAAAUCUAAGGACACCACUAACGCAAGACAUGAUUUGAAGAAUAUGGGGGUUAGGAAAUCGUUGUGGAUUUACGAGGAUGCCAAUAAAAGGUUAAUGAAACUGCAUGCUCCAUACGUGUUCACUUUUGAACAGAGGCGAGAUUUCUGUCAAUUUUUUAAAGGAGUGAAGUUGCCCGAUGGUUUUUGUUCUAAUCUAAAGAAAAAAGUCACAGACAAUGACUCAAACAUUGUUGGGUUGAAGUCCCAUGAUUGUCAUGUGAUAAUGCAACGAUUACUUGCAGUAGGUGUUCGUAAGUUUUUGCCAGAAUCUAUAUCCACUACCAUCACUGAAUUGUGUAAUUUUUUCAAACAAUUGUGCUCUAGGACACUGAACGUUUCUGAUAUGGAGAAAGCUAAGGAUGACUUGAUUGUUAUUUUAUGCAAGAUGGAGUUGAUUUUCCCUCCAGCAUUCUUUGACAUAAUGAUCCAUCUGGUUUUGCACUUGCCUGAUGAAGCAAUAUUGGGAGGACCUGUAUUUAUGAGGUGGAUGUAUCCUUUUGAAAGAUACAUGAAUAAAUUAAAAAACUAUGUCAGGAAUAAAGCUCGUCCUGAAGGAUCUAUAGCAGAAGGAUAUGUUGCAGAUGAGGCUUUGACAUUUUGUUCAAUGUAUUUCAAAGGUGUGGAAACAAAAUUUAAUCAGCCUGAUCGUAACGAAGAUGCACCGUAUGUGAAUCGACACCUCACAGUGUUUGAAUCUCAAUGUCGUCCUCUUAGUAAGGGAAUUCCCGUGCCCCUCGAUGAAAAUACUCGGAAUAAAGCUGAGUGGUUCAUAUUGGAUAAUUCUCCAGAAACUGAAGUGUAUUUAGAGGAACACCUAACUGAGGUGCAACAAAGAGAUAUGGCUGCCAAUCAUAAAUUGAUACAUAAGAAAGAGUUUCGUUCAUGGUUUCAUAAGAAGAUAUAUGACUUGCACCAACUUGGGUCAUUAGAGCAUGCUGAUGAAUUACUAGCUUUAGCAUCUGGGUCAGAUCUAUUGGCUUACUCUUACCAAGCAUGUAUAGUGAACGGAGUUCGAUUUGUCUCAUACAAUCGAGAUCAGAAUCGAAUUACACAAAAUAAUGGAGUGUGUGUUGCUGGAACAGAAGGUUUUAACUAUUACGGGCAACUUGAAGAAAUACUCCAGCUGUCUUUUACUGGUUCUUAUUCGGUGGUAUUAUUUCGAUGUAAAUGGUUCAAUACAGAUCCGAAAAAAAAAGAAAACCAUCAUUGUAAAUAAUAUUACUAGUAU
This is a messenger RNA of Humulus lupulus (European hop), 2947 nucleotides long. RefSeq lists its product as uncharacterized. The transcript is spliced from 3 exons. The record is from RefSeq and is a predicted model, not a curated record. Bases 5 to 2935 code for a protein of 976 amino acids. NCBI's taxonomy places the organism in Eukaryota, Viridiplantae, Streptophyta, Magnoliopsida, Rosales, Cannabaceae.